UUCUGCAGUACAAAGUUUGAAACAAAAUCAGGACUCAACGGCAGCGGUUGCUGGUGGGGUGUCAUCAGCGGUGGUGCUUGUAGCCUUAGGCGUUGUCAUAGGAUUCAUCAUAUAUAAAAGGAAACAUUUUACAAGAAAGGAUUCUGGUACACAAAACCAAUUCUCACACUUAGACAGAGCUCUUAAAGAGAAUUCAAAUACACAGCAAAGGUCAAACACACAUGCUCAUGUAAACAGGUCGUACGAAGCAGAAGAAGAAGAAACAAAUAUGUGUGCACCAGGAGGCAGUGACUACUACAGUUUCGGUGAACAGUUUAUGGGAAUCAGGGUUCAUGAACUGUGGGACUAUAUUCAUGAGAAAAUGGAAAACAACUGUGAAAAGAUGUUUGCGGAAUUCAAGACGUUACCACAAGGUCUCGUGCAUUCAUAUCAGUCAGCCGAUAACAUUGCAAACAAAGGAAAGAACCGGUACAGGGAUAUGUAUGCAUACGACCAUACUCGUGUUGUGUUGGAAGACGAAUUUGAUAAAGAAGAUGGGAAACAUACUGACUAUAUCAACGCUUGUUACAUAGAUGGCUUUGAAAAGGUGAAAAAGUUUGUCGCAUCACAAGGUCCUACAAAGCAGAUGAUUGACGAUUUCUGGAGAAUGGUUUGGCAGCUGAAGUCUGACAAAAUAGUUAUGCUCACCAACCUGAUUGAGAUGGGGGCGACAAAGUGUUUGCAAUACUGGCCAAAGGAAGAAGAAGAAGAUGAGUGCACGUAUGGCAACGUUGUUAUAAAACUCCUGAAAAUGGACAAAUACCUCGACUAUAACAUCAGAUAUUUUGAAGUCAGAAAAAAUGGCGAAGCAUCCCGGAGAAUCCGACAGUUCCAUUUCAAGUCGUGGCCAGACAAAGAUGUUCCUGACAGUACAUGGUGCCUCGUCAACUUCUGGAGAGCUGUGGAUACUAAUGCUCCAUCAAAGGCAGGGCCAAUUGUUGUCCACUGCAGCUGUAUAUUUUUUCAAGUGCUGGAGUUGGAAGAACAGGGACCUUUAUUGCCCUAG
Mercenaria mercenaria is the source of this 1045-nucleotide messenger RNA. Its product is annotated as receptor-type tyrosine-protein phosphatase epsilon-like. The transcript has 10 exons. The record is from RefSeq and is a predicted model, not a curated record. Gene Ontology annotation, molecular function: protein tyrosine phosphatase activity. NCBI's taxonomy places the organism in Eukaryota, Metazoa, Mollusca, Bivalvia, Venerida, Veneridae. Bases 269 to 1045 code for a protein of 258 amino acids. Gene Ontology annotation, biological process: protein dephosphorylation.